GGGUUCGUUUGAAUUCUGUGUUACGGUUGUCGUAGAUCUCGCUUCUUUAGUUUCGCAUUUGUUGAUAAUGAACAACUAUCUAUUAUUUCAUCGCAAACUAGAGUUGAAACACCAACACACCUUGUUUAACAAAAACCAACCAAAUCAAUCUAUAAACAAAGCUUAGGAUUAUUGUUUUUUCCCUACAUGACUGACGAACCUGAGAAAGUUUCCAAUCCUAUAGUUGCAUCAACUGAUGAACAAAAUGACCAGCUAACAAUUGAGGAUGUGGAUCAAUUACAACAUGAAGCAAGUGAAGAUAGUACAGGCAGUGAAGAUUUGAGAUUAUUUUUAAAGGAAUUACAUGAAAAAGUAAAAGAAGACCACCAUCAUCACAACCAACAGCAACAAAUUCAACAAUCUCAUGUUAUCCCUUCAACAGGACAUUUACAACCAGCUUGUGUGAUUAAUCCUGGUGAAUUAUCAGUCAUUGGUGGUGGUGGUGGUGGUGGAUCAUCAACAGCCGCCGCAUCUUAUCAUUCAUCACAAUAUAAUUUGAAAACGAAUCAACUGAUACAAUAUCAAACACCUGGUCAAGUAACGACUACUGCCGAUCAACAUUAUCAUACGUCUAUAGGAGAAUUGAAUGCACACGAUGUUGUAUCUGACGGUGGUUGGGGUUGGUUUGUUGUGCUCGGUUCAUUUUGUUGUAUGGUGCUAGUUGAUGGAAUAUGUUUCACUUAUGGUCUAUUAAUAAAUCCAGUCUGUCCAUAUUCUAAUUUACGUGUACUAUCAUCAUCACCAAAUGAACGGAAAUUCAAUGAAAGUGGUCCAAUUAAAUAUCCUCGUAAUGAUCGUAUUAUCCAACCAAUCAUUGGCAGUUGUAUACCAAUUUCAGAAUUAGGUGAAGAUUUUGAAAUACAACAACGUUCGAUUUUAUUAACUCCUGGUGGUCUAAUAGUUGGUCUAUAUCUAUUUCUUGGUCCACUCGUUAGUGCGUUGAGCAAUCAAUUUGAUUUUCGCCCGGUGGCUAUGAUUGGUGCAAUUAUUACUACAAUUGCAUUGUUAAGCAGUGCUUUUGUAACAACCAUUGAAGUGUUUACAUUGACAUUUGGGCUUCUUGGUGGUAUUGGCCUAUCAUUUAUCUAUUUACCGGCUAUAGCUACCGUUGGACAUUGGUUUCAACAGAAACGUCCACUAGCUGUUGGCCUAGCCUUAUGUGGCAGUGGUAUGGGUUGUUUAGUCGGUGGUCAAGCAAUUCCACGCUUAGUUUUAUUAUUCACAUGGCGUGGGACAUUGAUUUUACUGGCUGCAGUUUGUUUUCAAUGUCUUACACUUAUUUUAUUAUUUCGCCCAUGGGAUGUACACUUUCAGAUAACUCAAGCACAACAAGCCAAACGUUUAGCACGUGAAGCUGCUCGUCGUGCAGCAGCACUACGUCGUGCUGAAGCAGAACGUGUUCUACUAGAAGCUCGACGACGUAAAUAUCUGGCAGCACUAGAGGCAGCCGCUACAGCUCAUACCGUCGGUGUAAAAAAACAUUCGAAUACAGCUCCUGUUGUGAUGACUAAUGAUAUUAACGGCAAUAAACCAGGUUUUCAAUGUCAACCAGGUGAAUAUCGUUCAAAAUCAAAUGACAGCGGUAGUGGUGGAAUCGUUGGGGUUGGUGGCGGUAGAAGAAGCUCUACACAGUACAAUCGUAUUCAUGAUACCAAUCAAACAAGAAAUGGACGUCAGAAUAAACAUUUUAUUUUUAAUUCACAUAAUCGAACACAACAAAGUCCUGGUGUAAUGAAUACACGAUCAAAUGCAGUAACCGGUAAUCGUUCAGUUAAUCAUCAAAAUCAAGGAUCUAGUAGAACGGCUAAUCGUAAAAGGACACCUAGUCGCCGUGUAAUUGUUUAUCGUGGAUCAAUAAUGCAACGUAUUAUUGAAGAGAAAAAACGUCAACGUACUAUAUCUGUUGGCAGUUUAGAUGGUAUGGUUAUAACAAGAGAUAAUGAAUUAAUAGCUGCAUCGAAAAUAAUUAAUCAAGAUAAAUCAUUAUGUGAUCCUACUACAAUACAAAGAAUAUCUGAGAAUGUUACACGUAAAAUUGAAUCGAAGUUAAGUAAUGCUAUUGCACCGAAAUUAUCAGUUGUCAAUGGCGUUAAUGUCAAUAGUAAUAUGAAUAAUAAUAAUACCGGUGUCGUACCUACCUCAGGCGGGACGUCAACACUUGGCAGUCGAACUGGUUUACGUGUGAGUUUACCUCAACUUGUACAAGAAUACAUACAAUCUCAAGUAUCUCUUACCUUACAACAACAACAGUCUAAACUGUCGUCUGUAGCAAAUCUCAUCAAUAAUAAUAGUAUUAAUUAUGGUAAUGACCAGUCAACACCAGCGGAUACCUUUGUUCGUUCACCGUCAGUUAUGUCGAAAUUGAGUACCGUGAAUAUGCCCAAUUAUGAUACUGCCACUGUUCAAUUGGCAUCUGGAGAAAAUCCAGUGUAUUUAGAUGGUGGUGGAUUCACAGGAUCUAGAAAUGCGCCCACACCUUCUGAUAAUAAUCAAAUGAUUUCUGUCAAUACAUCGAAUUCACCGGCUUUUCUAAGUGGUACUACUAAUCCACCACUACCAUCAACAACAGGACGUGAUCCCGCUCAAACAAGGAUACAUCCGAUUCGUUCUGUUUCUGAGACUGUUAGUUUAAAACGUACCACAUCCGAGGCUAGUUUAACUUCUCAUCUUACAUCAAUCGGUAUUGUAGAUCCGCAUAAUAAUAAUGGUAAUACUGCUGUCGCCGAUUUGUUAGACGAUGAAAUGAAAGCUGAUAUUCAAUUAAUUAUUCGUAAAGAAAUGUCAAGACCACAAUAUAAAAAAGAUUUCUUUUAUAUUGGUCCAGUUCGUCAAGUUGUUGACUCAUCAGCAUUAUCAUCAAAACAAUUACCAAUCAGUCAUAAAUUUAGUAUUAAUUUACCGAUAUUACCAGCGACAGUUGUAGAUAAUCGACCGAAUCGUUCAUCAACUACAGCAUUUCGUUUACCGUCAACGGUUAUACAUCCGGAUGUUAAACAACAACCAGAGCAUUGUAGUCAGACAAAUUUAAGUAUUGCUAAUUCAAGUAAUUUGUUUACUAAUCAGUUUAUACCACCAGCUCCAUGCCCAUCUAUUCCGCUAAACAAUCAACAAUCUAUUGUACAUAAUGUUCCUUUGAGUGGCCUACCUCAACUCUCUAUUCCAUUGGGUAGCAAUAUAAAUCAGCAUGGAGCAAAUAUAAAUUCAGAUAGAAUUGAUUCUAUAGGAUACGUAAAUAAUACAGAGAAUUUAGAAAGUUCUGCAGCUCCUGUAUCUAAUCAACUUGGUCUUAGUCAAAAAAUUGACUAUGAUGGAAGCACAAUAACCAAUGCUGGUUUACAACGUCAACAACUACAAGAAGAACUCAUAGAUUACGGAGUGGAUAUUGGUGAUGAUGGUGAUGUUGGUGUUGUUGAAUUAGGAUUAGACGAUAUUGAUAUUGAAGAAGAGGAUGAUAAUCGUGAUACAAUUCUGAUUAAUGAUGACGAGGAAGCUGUCUAUACACGUUGUCCAAAAUGUUUUGAUAAUUGUAUCAGAUUAUUUGGUAGUGCACUAUUCUGUUGUUCGACAUAUAGUCCAAUUGGUAUAUUUAUGCAAGAUUUAUUAUCACCAAAAUUGUUGUCCAAUAUUACAUUCUUAUUUUUUCUUUUCUCAAGUAUGAUGGCUAUGCUUGGAUUGGUUGUCCCUUUUUUAAUGUUACCUGAUCUAUUAGCGGAAGUGAAUUGGAAACUUGAAGAUUCUGGUUUUAUCAUUUCGUCAAUUGGUGCAGGAAAUACAUUUGGACGUUUAUUUGCCACCUUCUACAUUGAAAAAGCUUGGUCUACAACUUAUAAAUGGGCUGAUUCAUUGUGGAUGAAUAAUAUCUCUUUGUUGUUAACUAGUGUAACUGUGUUUUUGCUCCCGAUUGUAAGACGAUAUUAUGCAGCUUUAGUUUUAAUCUCGUGUGGUUUUGGACUUUUCUCAGCUGUAUUUGUAUCGUUGAAAAGUAUUCUAGUCGUGGAAUUGAUCGGUAUUGAUCGUUUGACUAAUGCAUUUGGCUACUUACUUUUGUUUCAAGGCUUUGCAGCCGCUGUCGGUCCGCCAGUGGCUGAGUUCUUAUCUGGUAUAUGAGAAAGACAAUGUAGUAAGAAGUGAUCAUUUCCUCUGUAUUAAAUCUUAUUUCACGUUUGAUCUGAUUUCAUUGUUCUAAUGGAUUAGAUCAAUCAUAAUUUCUCAUCAAUUUUGACAAUAUUGUUUUUAUAUAGUAUUAUGUAAUGUAUUGGUUUAUUAUUCAUUUUCUCAUUAGCAUCAUCACCUUCUUUGUUGACAAUGAUGUCUACAUUUAAUUUCAAUGUUAUUCUUUAAUGAAUAAGUUUUACUUUAACUUUCACUCAAGUUUUAAUGAUUAAAUCGAGAUAUAGUUGUAUCAGUUUAUAAUAAAUAAAUGAUGUCACAUUACGUAGAAUAAAUUCAGGUAUGUCUCAGUGAAGGUUUUUCUCGAUGGUUGACGUUUACCGCGUAAGAGUACCCGAUAGAAAGACUUUUUUGUUUCAUUGAAUGAUCGAAAAAAAAAACAACUGAGGAUAUGAUCAGAAAGCUCAAUAAAUGAGAGUGUUUAGGACGCGUCAUAUUCAUACUCACUGGUUUUAUUUAUCGCAGUUACCAGGUAAUCAUGGAUCGGAUUUGGGAAUAUGCAUAAGUUGGAAAUGAUUCUAUAUUUCAUCAUCUGUUUGUAGAUCAGAUGUCUAAAGAAUUAUUAGCUAUUUAACUUGAGCACCUUACUGUCAUUUUAUACUUGUAUAUUCAAUGGUAUUAUUUCAUCAUAGGAAUUGAAAUGUUUUGCUCAUGGUCAUAUAUCACACUCCAAUCAACUUAUCUAAUAUUCCAGGUUUUCAAAAAGCAAUCAUUUUCAAUAAAUAUGUCUAGACAGUUGACAUUACGAGUCGAUCUAAGCUAGACCAUCAUUGGAAAUGUGUAGGCACUGGACGCCCUUUUCAUCCCAGCAUAGGACUCCUCAGCUAUGCACACAUACACAGGACUCGAACACAAGACCCUUUGUCUCACGCGCCAAAGAUUGACCUCUGGACCACUGAGCCGAUAUGCAAUAAUGUAAAUGCCUAACUUCGAUCCAUCCUUUAUUGAUGUAUCUUGAUUAAGUUAGUUGGAUAGUUACGGAUGAUUAGUGAAACGCAAAAAUAAGAACUAUAGUUUGAAAGAGAAGUUCAACAUUUUGAACUACUACUCACUUAGUUUGAUUGUAAGGGUUUCAAUUGUCGUGUUGUUUUUAUUAAAGACUGAACUUGGUAGGUACAUUUGGCUAAUGAGUCUUAGAUAAAAUGAAAUUCACAUCUUAGGUUCCACUGUUAGCCAAUAUCUAACUUUUCUUAAACACUACUAACUUAUGUACAAUAAUUCCCUUUUUUAUUUCUAAGAACGAAUAAUAAUUCAAAUAGAACUGUCAUUUAUUCUAAAUUAAUUUUCCAUGAUUGUUUCGAUAUAAAUUAUUUUAGAUUUUGUCUGUUUAGAGAUCGUUUUCUGUUCUCACACGCAUACACAGAUACUAUUGUGUGUGUGUUUGAUUUUGAGUACUUUCUCAGUUUUUCUUUUCGAUUGUUCUCUCAUUCUCUAAUUCAAUUUAAAUGAUUAGAAGUAGGAAACACUCCUUUUUCAUGUCAAUAAAUAAUGAUGUAAUUUACUGAAAUCAAAUUUUAUUUCAUUAUCAUCUAUUUCUGUGAUAAUGCAUGUCGUCUACUCAUCCUCAUCAUUCUUCUCCUUCAUCGCAUUGCCAUUUUUCUGCCUUAAUAAAAUCAAUCCUACUUAUAAGUAGCAUAGAGAAGAAUGUGAUAAUUUCACGUUUUCCGAUUGAAUUUUUUGGCUCAUUUCUUGAUGUUGUUUUUUUUGUGCUUAUUUUUAUCCUCUAGGUUAUUUAAGAGAUUUACAAUUAGAUAAAACAUCACCAUUCAGUAUUUCUACAGUGCAUAAUGCACCAUCACAUAACGCAUCAUCUAUGGCUUUUAUAUUUUCUGCUUUUGCUUUGUUUAUCUCUUGUCUUCUUGGCUGUCCUUUACGUUGGUUAUCAAAAAGAGGAUUUUCCAAUAAGCCAAAAUCAUCAUACAGUCCCAUUGAGUUAAUGCCAAAUCAUGUGGACCAUACAAAUUAUAGUUAUGAAUAUAAUACCAUUUCACCGACGUUGCCGACAACUGAUCAUGAAUAUUAUAUACAGCAACAACAACUGGGUAAUAUGGUCAGUGAAUAUCAAUCCAUAGACGUGAAUUGUAUGGCACCAGUUGAUCCGACAUCUACCACCAGACGUGUUGACGUCACUGACAGUCAUUAUGCUGUAAAUCAACCGACGGUAGCACCAUCUUCAACUUCAUUGACAGUGAUCGAUGCCUUAAAGUCACAGACUUCAACCACUGAUCAAUUAUCACCAUCUAUUAUUCCUCAAUCUUCUGUAAAUUGUCUACCGAUAUCGUCCGGUCAUCAUAUGAUUUUCUCAACAGAGCCAACAUCGACAUUAGCUGCCAGUGGUGUUGUUACUGGAUUGUUGGAUAGUAAGACAUUGGAUACUACUGCUAAUACUACUGGUACAACAAUACCUAUGACAGAUGAGUCUGUUUCUUUGGUCAAUGUCGGUGGUUUAAAAUUGCCUGCUGCUGUUAUUCCUGCAUCUGUAGUCAGUGGUGGUGGUACAGUUCCCACUCCAGUAGUAUCAUUAUCACUUCCAGCUCAAUCUGUUGAAGUUUUAGAGGUCAAAGAAGAUCCUGGUUUAGAACCAGUUGUUGAAGAAGAAGAAGAAGAUUAUGAAGAUGAUGAACAAGAUGUCGAUCAAUAUACAAGAGUAAAUCAAUUGGAAUCUGGUACAUUAUUAUUGACAGAACCUGGUACCAAUAUUGAUAGUAGUAUACCAACAUCAGAAUCGAGCUUUAAUCAAGAUACUACUGGUGAUUCAAUGCCAACUAAUGGUUCUUCAUCUUCAUCUCUACGUAAUAUCAAUUUGCGCAAAGAUGGCAUAAGGCAUAAACGUCGUCGAACUUCUAAACCAUUUGAAUUAAAUACGACAAUUGUUGAGGAUAAGUUUACUGUAGAUGUGAUCAAUGAUGUUAAUGUUGAUGAGGAUACUAAUAAUGUGCAAAUAAUUCCUGUUACUACUACGACGACGAUUAUCACUACUUCUACUAGCACUACUACUACUACUACUACUACUACUUCUGGCACUGAUAAUACAAACAGCACAACACCAACUACAAAUGAAGAUAACAAUGAUGCUAAUCCCGACCACACUUUUGGUAGCGUUGGUGGUAAUAGUAAUAAUAAUAACUGUAAAGAAGAUACUAACUGAGAACGAACUAAUCAUAACGAUAACAACACGAAUUAAACUAUUUUUAUCUGCUAAAUCUAAUCCAAGAUUUUCUACUCUCUACUAUUUUAUUCCAUAUUACAUGUAUGUAUAUUUGUGUGUUUGUCUACGUCAAAUAAUAAUCAUCUCUAUGUUGUCUGUUGCUUCUAACUAUAAAUAAAUAUGCAUAACUAGUCGAAUAUUCUAUUCAAAAGUAUCACACUUUUAUUUUUCUACUUCUAUCCCACUAUUCCCAGCCUACUCUUAUGUGUGUACUGCUGAAUUUGCUAUUCUACCAAUAAUAAACACUUAAAUUUCUUUGAGAUAUACGACAUCAAUGUAUUGUGUAUUGACUUUUCUUCCUUUGAAAUUUGUAUCAUUUCUAUGUAUUUCUUACAACAGAUACUGGUAAUCUUUCAUCUCAUUAUGUAAAUAACUUAGUCUCUUCACUUGCCCCCCUUCUAUUUCCCUUCCUUUUCUUAUGGAUUGAUUCAUGUGUAAAUGAUUUUGUAACAUUGGGACUAAUAUGAAUACUAUUAAUUCUGUAUACAUCAUUAUCCUCAUCGUUAAAUCUCACACUAUUCAUGUAGGUUUUUUUUUUACGGUUUCCACUUUCUCUACCAAUUAAUCAUUAUAAUUUUGCUUUCAACUAUAACUAUACCUCUUACGCACAUUAUCAAUUUCUAUUCUAUUACUGACUUGUUUGUGCCAUAGUUAUCUACUGCUUGUUCAUUUUUAUUUUGGUUCUGUACAUUUACUAUUGAUAAUAAUUAUCGUGAUAAUACUAUCGUUAAUAUGUCUCUUGUUAUUGCUUUCAUUGUUGUUACUACUACCGCUAUUGCUGACGCCGCUGAUGCCAUCAUCGUGUUUAUUGUUUCUGUGAAGAAUUUUCAUUUACUUAAUACUUUCUUGAUAUUAAGCAUAUUCUAGCAAGUACUUCCACUAUUACUACUACUACAACCACUAAUCUAUCUUUUCAUUCAUUCUGUUACGUCAUACAUUAUUUAUUUGGUUUUAAUUGAUUUGCUUAUUUAUUGAUUUAUUGACUUAAUGUUAUGUUUUUCAUGAAACAAACAAUCGAAUGUCAUUGAUGUUUUGUUUUGUUUGUUGUGUAAUUUGUCAGUGUUUUCUUUCUUUCUUUCUUUAAAUUUCAUUUCUCGAUGCUGGUCUCACUCAUCGAGUGUGUGUGUGUGUGAAAAUUUGGUGAACUCGUUUGUUUGUUAAAACAAAUUGUUCGAUUUCAAAGAUUUAAACGGAUGUAUACCGGUUUUUUUGUUCGUUGUUGCUACUUGACUGUUUGUUUUAAAAAAAUAUAAAUUACAUAAAACAUCUAAACUUAACUGAACCUUAAUAGUGAUUAACAGUAAAAACAGUUGAUUGAAGUUAAGUGAUUAUGAUAUCAAUGUCCGAUAUACAGUUGAACAGAGUGGUUAGCUCCAACGUGUAG
Schistosoma mattheei is the source of this 8801-nucleotide messenger RNA. Lineage: Eukaryota; Metazoa; Platyhelminthes; Trematoda; Strigeidida; Schistosomatidae. The record is from the annotation of a GenBank genome assembly.